CAGAGACCCACUGUGAUGGCCCCUGUUUCCCUAGUGGGGAGCAUCGCCCUGUUGUUCCCACUGAUCUUCAGGGCGUCCACGUGGGCAUGUCUCUUCUGCUUCACCAGCCAUGAGGAACGCCUUCGUCUCUGCCAGCUGUUUGUGGGCACAGAGGGCCCCAAGCUGGGCCAGUGUAAAGACGCACUCACAGCUGCCUUUGAGGGUCUCUCAGACGUGGAAAUCAACUAUGACGAGAGGGGGCACCUUCAUGAUGCUUUCACACAGAUGAUACUCGCCCUCCAGGAGGUGGCUGCAGCUCAGGGUGAGCCUGCCUGGGCUGCCUUCCCUAUCGCUGCAGCAAAAAUGAAGAAGACCAUUCAACAGCUUAAAAAAGUCCAGGACUGCAUCCCUCCUUGUGGUGUCCAGGAGGUCAGUAGGCGUUUCUACUGCUGGGGCUGCUUUUCCACAGUCUGUGACCUCCCUCUAGACUGUCCAGUUCAGGACUUAACGGUGAAGCGAGGGGAUCAGGCUUUGUUUUCUUGUGUCGUGGGCUUCCAGUUGCCUGAAUCGGAGCUCACUUACUCAUGGAAAUUCGCGGGAGGAGGUCUCCGGACUCAGGACGUGUCCUACUUCCGUGAUGUGCCAGGGGCUCACGGGUACCUGGCGCGGAUCCGGCCAGUGCAACCCACCCACCGCGGGACCUUCUCGUGCGUGAUCCUGCACGACCAACGACCCCUGGCGCGGCUCUACUUCUAUCUGAACGUGACCGGCCCUCCUCCGCCUGGGGAGACUGAGCUCCAGGUCACGUUCCGGGAAGUGAUGCAUUGGACGCCGCGGGAGGCGGAAAUGAUCGAGCCCUGGAGGCCCAGCCUAAGCGAACUGCUGGCCAGGCCCCAGGCUCUGACGCUUGGCAACCUGUUCCUGCUCGCGGCUGUUGCCGCACUCGUGUCUGCUAGCGUCACUGUGCUAGUGUGGUGAGUGCCAGCUUCCACCCUCGCCUCCCGCUGCUCCCCUUGUCCACGCCGCAGGCCUCCGACCCAGGAGUCCAGACUCCGUCCAUCCUCCGAGUCCAGAGCCCGGCCUCCUCCCUGAGCCCAACCCAGGUCUUCUCAGACUAAAGGUGUAUAGGCUCUAGACUACCUUCCUUAGACCCAGGGUUCUAGCCUGCAAUUCUCCUUCAGACCUAGGAGACCUAACCCCCUUUUCUCAGAGCCAGAAGUCCAGGUCCUAGCCCUCCUAGCCCAGGCUGAGAAAUCCAGAUUCUAUCCUUAUAGCUCAUAAACUUACAUAGUCUCGACACCAGGACUCCUUGUAGACUCAGGUCUAGGCUCUCCUUGCACUUUGAAAUCCUAAUGUGUUUCUGUCACUGGGCCCUCCUUCAACGCACACACUCGUUUAUUUUCCCAGGGUGUUUUUUCGAUGGUACUUAAGUGGCAGCUAAUGAGGAUAUCUGCCCUGAUUUGACAUUCUUCCCUGAAAUAAAGAAUGUAUUUCAGUUCUGGA
Molecule: messenger RNA, 1482 nt
Organism: Microtus oregoni (creeping vole)
Lineage: Eukaryota; Metazoa; Chordata; Mammalia; Rodentia; Cricetidae
Gene: Spaca6
Product: sperm acrosome associated 6
Exons: 9
Coding region: 16-957 (313 amino acids)
Biological process (GO): fusion of sperm to egg plasma membrane involved in single fertilization
Source: RefSeq, a predicted model, not a curated record